Molecule: messenger RNA, 1735 nt
Organism: Salvelinus sp. IW2-2015
Lineage: Eukaryota; Metazoa; Chordata; Actinopteri; Salmoniformes; Salmonidae
Gene: zc3h14
Product: zinc finger CCCH-type containing 14
Biological process (GO): regulation of mRNA stability
Cellular component (GO): nucleus; cytoplasm
Molecular function (GO): poly(A) binding
Source: RefSeq, a predicted model, not a curated record
GAUGAUGAGGAAGAUGAAGGAUACGGGGUCAAGAACCUGUCCAGCAGAGUGUCCCUGCCUUCCAAACCAGAACGCAAACCCUCCCUUCCCCCGGCCAAACAAGCCAACAAGAACCUGCUACUGAGGGCUAUGUCUGAGGCCCAGAUCUCUAUCAACAAGACUGCAGCCUACCCACCUAUACCACAGAGACAGACGGUUCCCGUGGCGCCCAGGACGCGUUCAACCGCUGACGAGAUGAACGCAGCCAUCCAGCUGGUUCAGGAGCACCUCCACGGCCUGGUCCCCAGGGGGCAGUCUUACACCCCCUCAGAGCCUCAGCCCCCCAGGCAGCUAGUAGUUCAGUCUCGGUCCCUGGCCUCUCGGCUGCAGUUAGACGUGCCAGAAGACAACAUGAGCGCACAGCACAGUGACUAUUUAGCUCUGGAGGUGGCUGAGGGGAGUGUUCUGAAGCCAUUUGACACGCGCUCCUUCAUCGUGAGGAGGCCUGAACUGGAGGAGGAGCUGGUUCCUGUCCGGAGCAGACUGGGACAACUGGACAAGGUGCCUAUGACGAGUAGGCUGGGGUUAGAGGAGGUGCCACCUCCUAUGAGGAGUGGACUGGAGGAAGUGCCACCUCCUAUGAGGAGUAGACGGGAGGAGACCACAGUGCCUAUGAGGAGCAGGCUGGGAGCCAUGGUCAAGGAGGAGAUCCAGCCAGCUACUCCACGCAUGGUGCAGCCAGCCAGCAGUGAGAAGGCUGAAGCCGCGGGAUCAGCCAGUCCUAAGUUCAUUGUGACUCUGGAUGGGGUUCCUAGCCCCCUGGGUAACCUAGGAGACUGUGACAUGGAGGCAGACGACAGUUAUCCUAAACCAACCAAGACCACCAUGCCUGACCCCUCCAUCCACCUCGGAACAAAACCCAAACUCAGCAUCCACCACAGACUGCAGGGGGAACCACAAUACCCCGAUGAGUUAGGGAUGGAGACUGAGGAGGAGGAGGCGGGUCCUGUGAAGAGACAGAAGGUUCUGGAGAGGUGUAAGUUCUGGCCCGUCUGUAAGAGUGGAGAUGAGUGCGUUUACCACCACCCUACCACUCAGUGCAAAACUUUCCCCAGCUGUAAGUUCGGGGACAAAUGCCUGUUCGUCCAUCCUAACUGUAAGUUUGACGGCAAGUGUUCCAAGCCAGAUUGUCCCUUCACUCACGUCAGCCGCAGAGGACCUGCCCCCUACGCCCCCCCAGUCAGACCAGUACCUCCAGUCCAGACCAGCAGUGUCUGCCGUUUCUUCCCAGAGUGUAAGAAGAUGGACUGUCUCUUCUACCACCCCAAGCCUUGUCGGUUUGGAGCCCAGUGUAAACGUACUGGCUGCACCUUCUACCACCCCACUGCCUCGGUCCCUCCCAGACACGCCCUCAAGUGGACUAAGGCCCAGAGCAGCUAAACUACAAGAGUACCUGAGACUGACCGAGUCAAGAUGAUGUGAAGCUAUAGAACAGGGUUCCCCAACUGGUGGCCCGCGGGCUAAAUUUGGCCCGCAGGUGAUUUUAUUUGCCCCCCCAACCCUCCGCCCCCAAGUUUUCUGAGCAAAAUAAAGUGUUUAUUAUUGUUGGACGUAAGACUGUAAAAACACCAGCAUUUCAGCUUCAAGUGAAAUUUUUACUUUGGGAAUGUGUUCCAAACUAUUCCCAUGCAUAAUAGAGAGAUUUGAUUGUAUACAAAUGUAAGCAAAGUUUGAAGUAAUUGUUUUAGUCAAAUAU